AUGAAUACAAAUGACGAAUCUCAUGAAGAGUUAACUGUACUUGUCAGUGCUAUAUUUAGUAUGAUUUCAUUUAUAAUGUGUACUUUAGCAACAGCAACAUCCGGAUGGCAAAUCGAUAGUUAUCACAAUAAAACAGGUUUAUUUCGGACAUGUUAUAAAGAUAAUUGUAUAAGUGUAAGAGAAAAACAUGAUAUACCAAUAGUAUUUGCUAUUUUUGGUCAAUGUCUUCUUGUAUUGGGUAUCAUUAGUUCAUUUAUUAAUGUAUUUAUUUAUCGGCGUCGAAUGGCUUUAAUAGUAAUUACCAUUCUAUUCUUACUUGCCUCUUUAUUUUUAUGGAUAACAGUUUUAACAAUAAACUUGUAUUUAUUUAUGAAUGGUGGUAGUGCUAUUGUUUUUAAUGCUGCUAUAGUUUUUUCAUUAUUAACUACAUUUACAGCAUCGUACGCACUAGGUAUAUCUUUUGCAUUACGUCAUAAUCAUAUUCAUCCUAGACUACCUAUUGUACCUAUGAAAUACAAUCAAAUAAUGAUUUAA
Messenger RNA from Rotaria socialis, 534 nucleotides. NCBI's taxonomy places the organism in Eukaryota, Metazoa, Rotifera, Eurotatoria, Philodinida, Philodinidae. The record is from the annotation of a GenBank genome assembly.